Schistosoma bovis is the source of this 1511-nucleotide messenger RNA. Lineage: Eukaryota; Metazoa; Platyhelminthes; Trematoda; Strigeidida; Schistosomatidae. The record is from the annotation of a GenBank genome assembly.
ACUAGAGAAUCUGUUUGUGAAAUGACCUUUAGGUCAGUAAAUUCAUGUACAACACCGCAACGGAAAUCGAUCAAUUAUUAUCGACCAUAAUUGUAGUUUUUUUCAAAGCCAUCGUAAUCUAUUUAUGUAUAUAUAGUAAGCUUAAUAAAUGCUCCUGUUUUCUCAACCAUAAAAAAACUGUUCUAAUGACAGAACUGAGAAAACUUGUUUUUAGAUCAAUAACAGUCAUUUGUAUUGGAUACAUAAUACGCUGUUUUCUGAAUAAAUCAACCGAUUCAUAUACUUAUCAUAUUUAUUCAUCCAUUGAGCUGAAUGACCAACUUAUUACAAAUAAAAAUUAUGGAAAGUUAGAAAAGAUUGAUUUAAUGAAUUACAGUGGUCCUGAAAGUUUAAUUUAUCAUGAUGGUUCAUUGUAUGCCACAGUGAUUCAAGGGAAAAUAUUAAAAAUAAAUGAUUCUGGGAUUUAUGUUCAUGCAACACUUGGUUCACCAAACUGCGUUGGUGUACAUGAAUGUGGUAGACCAUUAGGUUUAAAAUUGUUCAACAAUUCGGAGAAUUUCUUGGUCACGGAUGCCUAUUUAGGUGUAUUCUCUGUCUCGGUGAAAGAUGGUAGUGUGAAGAAAUUGUUCCCAUUAGAUGAAGAUUUCAAAGUUACAUUUUUUGAUGAUUCAGUAAUGUUACCGAACGGUAGUCUUGUUAUUACUGAAGCUAGUACAAAAAAUACUUUACAACAUUUAUGGACAACAAUUUUAGAAGGACUACCUAGUGGGAGGCUAACAAUGGCUGAUACAAAAACUGGUCAAUACAGUCACAUAAUGGAUGGUUUACGCUUUCCCAACGGAAUCGAAAUUUCUAGUGACGGAAAAUCCAUAUUACUCGUUGAAACAAUGAAACUUCGAAUUUUACGAAUUCCAUUAGAUGGAGGUGAAGUGACCGUGUUCAGUGAUGGGCUACCUGGUUUUCCGGAUAAUAUCAAAGCCAGUCCACGUGGUGGAUAUUGGGUCCCUGUAUCACCUCUUCGUGACGAGCCUCUAUCUGAACUUCUACUCAAUUAUCUACCAGCUUAUCCUUGUAUUCGUCAGUUGGCUUCCAGUAUUAUCUCCAUGCUUCCAUUCACACUAAUACCGAAAGGAAAAUCGUCAAUGUUAAUUCGUUUAGAUGAAAAUGGACAGAUAAUUGAAAUUUGGAAAGAUUUUCAAAAUGAAUUACCAAAUGCUUGUGAAGUACUAGAACAUGAUGAUACUCUAUACACUGGAAGCUUUUAUCUACCUUACAUUGGUCGUUUAAGAAGAUUGUCAAAUUAAUUUCUAUAAAAUUUGAAAAUCUUUAGUUCCAGAAGAUGAAUACUGUGUAAUUUGAUGUUGUUGUUGUUGUUGUUGUUGUUGUCGUUGUUAUUCAUUCAGCACAUUGAUGAUAAAUACUUUCCAUGUUUUGAUUUGACUUAUCUUUAAGACAUUCAUCAAUAUCUUGUUUUCUUAUGUUUUUUCGUUGUUGUUGUUGUUGUUGUCAUU